AUGGCACAAAUAGAGUUGCACUGUCUUUUCAUCCCUGCACCACAGCUACGCGAGCUAGUGUCUCUCUGCAUCCGCACUGUACCUGAGGAGAGGCCCAACAUCUCUUACAUUGCCUACGUCUCGAAGAAGAUGCACGAGCGUCUUAAUGGUAGCCAGGCAGCAGGAAUCAUGGUCACUCAGUCUCCCAUCCACACCCAACAAGCCGCCAGUCCCUUGAAACCUGCCAAUCGUUCUUUCGGCACCCCAGUGCUCCCAUCUUCCCUACAAGUGCAGUCAUCUGGUGAGCCAGUCUCUCAUACCCUCCACAUGCCCCCAGGCAUUAAAGGCUCUGCCGACCCUUCAUCAAACACUUUCUUCACUUCGGGCUGA
This is a messenger RNA of Protopolystoma xenopodis, 369 nucleotides long. The record is from the annotation of a GenBank genome assembly. NCBI's taxonomy places the organism in Eukaryota, Metazoa, Platyhelminthes, Monogenea, Polystomatidea, Polystomatidae.